AUGGCUGCUGUCUUUCUCGUUUUACAUUCCCCUACGGCCAUCCAAAGUCAUCGAUUGGUUCACUUAAAGUCAGUCAGCUUGGUACAUCGCCUAUACACCACAAGGCCGGAAUCAUGUCAGCUGGGUGUUGCUUUUAAUACUUUGCGUAUUGGGAUUCCCAAAGAAUCUUUCAUAGAUGAAAAGCGCGUUUCAGUUACUCCUCAAACUGCCAACCUGUUUUCAAAAUGUGGUUUCAACGUUUUCGUUCAAACUGGUGCCGGCGUUAACUCUAAUUUCUUAGAUUCGGAUUAUAUAAAGGCUGGGGCUAAAAUAAUCACAGACAGUGUAGAAAGUUUGUAUAAUCAAAGUGACAUUAUCUUGAAAAUACGACCACCUACGCUGAACUCACUCCCUAACCUAUCAGAUGAAGUCAGUAUGCUGAGACCUAACAGCACUUUAAUUAGUUUGAUUUACCCUGCCAAAAAUCAACCGUUAAUUGACGCACUAAGUAAGAAAAAGGUGAAUCUAUUAGCUCUUGAUUGUAUACCACGGAUAAGUCGGGCACAAUCAUUUGAUGUCUUAUCUUCAAUGGCUAACAUCUCUGGGUAUAAAGGUGUAAUUGAGGCUGCUGGAUUGUUCAAUCGAUUUUUCGCAGGUCAGAUUACAGCUGCUGGUAGAAUUCCACCUGCAAAAGUAUUAGUUAUUGGUGGCGGUGUAGCAGGUUUAUCAGCUGUUAGUACAGCAAAAAGUCUUGGUGCUAUUGUACGAGCUUUUGAUACACGUGAAGCAGUUCGUGAACAAGUUGAAUCAUUUAGUGCAGAAUUUUUAACUGUAAAUAUACAAGAGUCCGGGGAAGGAGGGGGUGGAUAUGCUAAAGAAAUGUCUCAGAAAUAUCUUGAAGCAGAAAUGGAAUUAUUCGCAAAACAAGCCAAAGAAGUAGACAUCAUCAUUACCAGUGCUUUAAUCCCAGGAAAACCAGCGCCAAAACUUAUAACUAAGGAUAUGGUAGAAUCAAUGCGUCCGGGGUCAGUUAUUGUCGACUUGGCUUCAGAGUCUGGAGGAAAUGUAGAAACAACAGUACCAGGCAAAUUAACAUAUCAUCAUAAUGUUGCUCAUAUUGGUUAUACUGAUCUACCCAGUCGAUUACCAGGUCAAGCAUCAACUUUAUUUUCAAAUAAUGUAGCGAACUACCUAUUAUCGAUGACUCCUCCUGGAUCGAAAGACCGAUUUUAUCUUAACUUAGAAGAUGAUGUAAUUCGUGAUAGCCUUAUAUUAUAUAAUGGAGAACUUAUGUGGCCUCCGCCUGUACGUUCUCAACCGAAAUCAUCAUCAAAAUUAAUUAAUAGUAAACAAUUAAGUAAAGCUGGAAGCAAUGUAGCAUUGCAACUUGAAGAUUCCUCAUCUGUCUUUAAAAAUAAACUUCGUUCUGCUAUAUCGACGUCGGUUUGCUUAAGUGGUUUAGUUGGACUGGGUCUAUAUUCACCUUCUUCAGCAUUUACUACUAUGUUAACAACAUUCGGCCUUUCGAGUAUUGUAGGUUAUCAUACAGUCUGGGGAGUAACUCCAGCACUUCAUUCUCCACUGAUGUCUGUUACUAAUGCUAUAUCCGGUAUUACAGCAGUUGGAGGUUUACUUCUAAUGGGUGGUGGUUUAUAUCCAUCCAGUGUGCCUGAGAGUUUAGCAGCAUCAGCUACUCUUUUGUCAGCGAUCAAUAUUGGUGGCGGUUUUGUUGUUACUCAAAGAAUGUUGAAUAUGUUCAAACGUCCCACUGACUUACCAGAAUACAAUUAUUUACUUACCAUUCCAGCGGCUGGACUAUUAGGCGUUUAUGGAUAUGGUAUUUUAACUGUGCCUCCAUCAUUAUUAACUGAUAUGCAUCAAACUACAUACUUAGCCUCUUCACUUUGUUGCAUUGGUGCAUUGACUGCUUUAUCCAGUCAAAAACGUUGUCGUGUUGGUAAUGCUUUGGGUAUGAUUGGUGUAACAAGUGGACUAAUAUCUACUCUAGGACUUAUACAGCCAAAUUUAGAAUUACUUACUCAAAUGGGAGCAUGUUUAACUGGUGGAUCAUUAAUAGGUUCCAUUGCUGCUAAACGUAUUCAAGUUACAGAUCUACCACAAAUGGUUGCUUUAUUUCAUAGUCUAGUCGGUGCCGCUGCUGUACUUACAUGUAUUGCAAACUAUAUGGUUGAAAUGCCUCAUUUAAUUUUGGAUCCGAAUUGCUAUGGUGCAUUACAACUUAUGAAAACUGUGGCAUAUUUAGGCACAUAUAUUGGAGGCAUUACAUUAACUGGAUCAUUGAUAGCUUUUGGUAAACUGCAAGGUAUUUUAAAAUCAACUGCACUGCUGUUACCGAUGCGGAAUACAUUGAAUGCUAGUUUAGUAACACUGUCUGGUGGAUGUCUUGUUGGUCUUCUUUCACUUGGUCCUGAAUCUGUUCUACCUGGGCUUGGAUUACUUAUUGGAGGAGCUGGUGUUGCUGGUGGAAUUUCUGGUUUGACUUUAACAGCUGCUAUUGGAGGUGCAGAUAUGCCGGUUGUAAUAACUGUAUUAAAUAGUUAUUCCGGUUGGGCAUUAUGUGCUGAAGGUUUUAUGCUGAAUAAUAGUUUAAUGACUGUAGUUGGUGCAUUGAUUGGUUCAAGUGGUGCAAUUCUAUCCUAUAUUAUGUGUAAAGCAAUGAAUCGUUCAUUACCCAAUGUGAUAUUGGGAGGUUAUGGAACUUCUUCGUAUUCCGGUGGAAAAUCUAUGGCUAUUACGGGUGUUCAUCGUCAGACGAAUGUUUCAUCCGUUGCUAAUUAUCUAAAUGAUUUUAAUGAAAUUAUUAUUACACCUGGUUAUGGUUUAUGUGUUGCUAAAGCACAAUAUCCAUUGGCAGAAUUGACUAAAGAAUUAAUCAAACGCGGUAAACAUGUACGUUUUGCUAUACAUCCUGUUGCUGGAAGAAUGCCAGGACAAUUAAACGUUCUUCUGGCUGAAGCUGGUGUACCAUAUGAUAUUGUUCAUGAAAUGGAUGAAAUCAAUGCUGAUUUCUCAAAAACUGAUUUAGUACUAGUAAUUGGAGCAAAUGAUACUGUUAAUUCUGCAGCUGAAGAAGAUCCCAAUUCUAUAAUAGCUGGUAUGCCUGUUCUACGUGUAUGGUUGGCUAAAAAGGUUGUUGUUGUCAAGCGAACAUUAGGCGUUGGCUAUGCGGCAGUUGAUAAUCCUAUAUUCUUUAAAGAAAAUACUGAAAUGCUAUUGGGCGAUGCAAAAACUAUUUGUGAUGACCUAUUAAAUGCGUGUCGAAAUCCAUCAUGAAGAAAAUUCGAUUGUAUUCUAUGAAAAUCAAUAAUAUUUUGCAUAUAACAUUUAAAAAGAUGAAUAUGUUUUGUUUGUUUCUUUCUCUCUUGAAGUUGAACGUUUAGUUCCAACUACCCAUUGGUUAGUUCUUCCAUAUCACGGAUUGUUUUCAAUUCAGUUGUCUAUUAAUUCAAAAUAUUCCAUCAUUAAUUAUGUUUAAGACUAUGGUUGGGAGUUUAUUACUCUCAUACACGUUUUAUUAUGCAAAUUAACUAUUCAAUACUAGGGUCUCAUUAAUUUCAGUAGGUAAACAUUUAACUUUUUGAUUACAUCUGCCCUGUCAUGAAGUUCUGCUUAUUUCAGUCGAUAUCUAGUUUCAGAGUUCAAACCUCCUGUUUGUUUGAUUCAUGUAUUUUCUGAGUUGUACUCUAUGUGAAUAAAAAAUUAAAUGGUUGAACUGAUCACGUAUAAUUGUUCUAUCUUGAAUUAGCGAUUACGGUUUACACCCGAAUCUUCAGUAACUAGUUUGAGAGUGAAUAUACCAAAUGUGAACAAUAAAACGGCUUUGAAAUGUUGUUCCUGCAUAGCUGAUGGGGGAUAUAGAUUAGUUGUGUUGUCAAUCUCAAGUAGCGUGGAACAUGUAGUAUAUGUGUGAGAUGAAAUUAUCAAGACGUAUUCCUGUGUGAUAGAAGUAGUAACAGCACUACUGGUGGUGGAACAAGAUUGGCCUUCAAAUGUCGUAUUACGGCCAAGGAUGUUGACAGUUUGCUCCCUCUCGAAAUGCUCUCACAUGGUCAUAGGAAUACAGCCACUGUCUUCUCGCAACGAGGGUGUUUUUACGAAAUUAAUGGGACGAAAAGCGAAUGUUUGGCGCAUGAACCGGGUUGGUGGACAUGGAGGGUCGACGUAAAGAAGUGGUACACCUCUAAUUCAAAGCCAAUGGUACACAUGAACUCAAUGAUCCUGAAGAAACUAAUGGCAUAUGAACCAAUUAUUGGUCACCAGCUUCCGUAAGACCACAUCUCCUAAAGUUGCUUCAAUGCCUUAUGGAUUAAACCUACAGAUCAAAGGCUCGGGAUGUGGCCCUUUAAGGAAACCACCUACUUCGAUCUGGACACCCGGGUGGUGUCACAGUCUUCAUACAAAUCAAUGGUAACUGCUACUGGCCCCACUGUGUAUAUGGUGCCUCCUUAGAUUAGGCCUCUAGGUCAAAGGCUCUUAGAGUUGACCCCCAAGAAAACCAUCUGCUUUGGUUUGGGCAACCGGGAAGUAUCCCAGUGCACGCACAAAUCAAAUGAUGAUUGUAACUGAAAAAAAUGUAUUCUCGCUUUAAUUCUCAAUCUGACAAAUCACAUUCACAAUCAUUUGUCAACACUCAUUUUUAUGUAUUAAUACUACAUUACUUGUCUAUUCCCUUCUAUUCUGAUUUUGUGUAUAUUUUAUUUUUCAACUUAUUCAGCAGCUCGCCUAUGGUGAAAAUCCUGUCGUGUCUAAACGACUUCAUGUCACUAACUGGUUGGAGGUUGAAUGCUACUACUUAAUACGAAUACUGAAACAGUCUUUCUGAAACCACGUAUACCAUUCGAACUGGCUUCCUUCAACCUUUGCAUACCAAUGCAGAUCGGAUAACAGAUAGGGCUAGCUAUGUCUUCAGAAUGUCUUGACAUUGAUUUUUAUUGUCUGCAUGUUGUGUCCUUUUGUUCUUUGCACCUUCGAAGUGCAAAGUACUUUUACAAGAUCGGUAGGACCUUUGACCUACACUCACUCUUGAUAGUGAGGAGAUAGAAGCAUUUGAGAAGUUCUUGUAUUCAGGUAGCUGCCAGUGAUUAGAUCAAUUUAUGUAUAGUAAAAAUCAUAGUGAUCUAUACUAAUAUGGUCCAUUCUUGGUGCCUUCGUGUUGUUAGUCUGGCUAUUAAAGGUGGGAUCGAAAACGCGACGGUGAGAGCACUUGUACUUUGUACUUGUGAAACCUGGCCUCUUUGAGUUGGGAGUGCUAAGUGUUUGAUUAUCGUUGUCUCUGACGGACUGCUGACAUCCAGUGGUAACAUCAUGUUGGUAAUGCAGAAGUUCAGUUACUUGUAUUCUGUCACAGCAUAGAUAAUUCAAUUGGUGUCACCAUCUUGAAAUGUCGACUUUGGUGGCUUGGAUAUGUCCUACGAAUACCGUUCCAGCGGGUUGCACAUUGUGUAUUAUUUGCCGGCUCUCGGACUGUUUAAAAGAAGCGGAUUGGUGGUCAGUGCACGACAUGAUGUCGUGGUAUGAAAGAAAGCUGUUCAAAACUGACUUUUGUUGGACCUUCACGACUUCCUGGUUAAGGUCCUAGAAAUAUAGCAACACAGUAGCCUGAGACUUUAUUGGAAAUGGCUCAGAAUAGAAACUAAUGGCUAUCCUUCUGUAACUUUUUUUAUAUAACUGAACGUAAUUUUUAAUCGAAAGAAUUCUUUCGGGUCGUAUUUUUCAUAACUGAACUCCCAUUAUUAUUAUCAUUUCAAGCUCAUACACUAAUUUCUGUUUAUUGUUGGUCCUUUUGUUAUACUCACUCUAUCUCUUCACUACCUCACUGUUAGUAUGUGGCGCACAUGUAUUUGGUCCCCCCUCGUAUUAGUGUUUGUGUGUUCAAAUAAGGCACUAUACGAUUGUGAAUAUUACACGGAUACAAUUAAAAUGCUCAAUAGUCUUUUAAAACUUAUCUAAGCCAAUAUCGAACACGAUCAUUUUCAAAAUUUAAAAUAUUCACGUUCAAAUUUUAAGAUGUGAAUUAUACAUGUUCAAAGUGCGUUUACUCUAACAAAAAAUCACUACUUUUUCAUAUAGAUGCACUUACUAGUGAAUAAUAAGAUAAACAUGUAAUAUUUCUUUUCAAGCAACCCUUUAUCAUGAAUCUGCACCCAAGAUUUUGGUUCGUUAGUUGAAUGUAAAAUCAACACUAAGAUAAAAUGGUUAUCAGUCAGUUAGUAUUGUACGUAUUACGACGUCCGACUAUAAUUGUAUUUCUUGACUUUAAGGUAGCAUUCAGUUUUGUUACUCGUGAGGUAUUAUGAUAGUGACUGUCAUUGAGACGGGUACCAUAGAAAAACAUCAAUCAUACGAAGGCUAGCUGUUUCAAAACUGCUGGUCGAGUCAGAGUUUAUGGCAAACUGUCAUCGAAAUUGGUAACUUCAAAUGGUGUUCGUCAGUGUUGUCAGUUUUCCAGUGUUAUUUAACUUUAUCAUAGACGUCGUCUGAAUUUUCAGAAGAUUCACUUGUUGGCUUGGAAUACGCAGAUGAUGUAGUUAUGUUUGACGAUGAAGCUGAGAAAAUGCAGUCAUCUGAUGACCAUAAUCAACAAUGCAGGUAUAUUCUUGAUGCUAAUUUUUUCCUCCAAAUUCACAAUGUUGCUUCAAGACUGGCAUACUUAGUUACUUAAUGUAGUUGGGCGUAUCGAUUGUCUAACUUAUUUUGGGAGUCUCACCGGUCAUGAUGGUCGGGCGUCUGGCAAAAUGUCGGCACAGAUUCAGAAAGCUCAAUUAGCUUUUCGACUUUUGCCCUUUGUGGUGUAUGCAAGACAUUUGUCUGCCAACCAAAGGACAAGCAAACUGUGCAGCAGUUCUCUCUGUUCUACUUCAUGGGUGUAAAACGUGGCCAUUAUGAAUAGUGGAUAUUCGUAAUUUAC
This is a messenger RNA of Schistosoma haematobium, 6907 nucleotides long. RefSeq lists its product as uncharacterized. The coding region runs from base 1 to 3273 and encodes 1090 amino acids. The record is from RefSeq and is a predicted model, not a curated record. NCBI's taxonomy places the organism in Eukaryota, Metazoa, Platyhelminthes, Trematoda, Strigeidida, Schistosomatidae. The transcript has 16 exons. Gene Ontology annotation, biological process: proton transmembrane transport; NADPH regeneration. Gene Ontology annotation, cellular component: mitochondrial inner membrane. Gene Ontology annotation, molecular function: NAD binding; NADP binding.